Wallemia ichthyophaga EXF-994 is the source of this 2628-nucleotide messenger RNA. RefSeq names its product Hormone-sensitive lipase. Gene Ontology annotation, cellular component: cytosol. The coding region runs from base 1 to 2628 and encodes 875 amino acids. Gene Ontology annotation, molecular function: sterol ester esterase activity; triacylglycerol lipase activity. The transcript has 13 exons. The record is from RefSeq and is a predicted model, not a curated record. Lineage: Eukaryota; Fungi; Basidiomycota; Wallemiomycetes; Wallemiales; Wallemiaceae. Gene Ontology annotation, biological process: triglyceride catabolic process.
AUGGAGGAGAACGCAGGCAAGUCGCAGCUUUCGUCUCGUAAACCCGAAAUUCUCAUUAUCUCUGUGAAGGUUGUACUCGUCAUACUGUUUUGGCUGUGGAGAUUACUCAAAGGAGAUAAGAACGGCUUAAGAUUUUGGUACAUAAAAUCAAUAAAUAGACGCUUAAAACGAUUCACACCUUAUCAACUGAUCGUCGCAACACUCACAUCACUUUACGCAAUCAGGCACUUUGAUGCUUUAUUAGGCUUACAGGCCCCUGAACCACUCGCACACCUCUAUUCAAGAUCAUAUUACAGAGCAACUUGGAUAUCAAAUGCUCUGGACGCUGGUUUCGCAACAGCCAUGUCUAUCCAUAAGCCUAAGUGGCUCAAGGACUUGGCAGGUCCCGUGUUUGGAUUAUAUUACCUUAUAUGGACAGAACAGGCUGAGGAAAAGCUGCUCAAAUUCAGAGCUACUUGCACAGUAGAGUUUCUUAGAAGCACAGGAGAGAAACUAUCAAAUCCAUAUAUACGCGCUGCAACGAUUCUUGCAAGACCAAGAUGCAACUUGGUUCGCGAAAUAUUGUUGCCAAGACCAAAAUCAUCCAAGUAUACCAAACCAAUUUCCUGCUUGAUGUUGUUCAACGGCACAAAAGAAGAAUUGUCAUGCUGUACAGAGCUCGUCAUUGAUUUCCCAGGUGGCGCGUUUGUUUUUAUGACCCCACGCGAUCAUGAAGAAAGAUUAAGGUGGUGGGCAAAAGAAGGCAAGAAGAAGGUCGUCUUGAGCGUCAAUUACAUUAAAAGUCCUGAAUAUCCUUUCCCAUGGGCUAUCGAUGAAGCUUUUGAUUUAUACAAGAUCAUACUAGAGACGAACGGUCGCUUACUUGAUAUGAAAAGUGAGACGCUUAACAUUCUCUUGGCUGGGGACUCCGCUGGUGGAAAUAUCGUCACUGCUGUUAUGUUUAAGAUAUUAGAAUCUGAAGUACAGCUCAAGCAUCCAGUUGGAAUAGUGCUGACAUAUCCAGCAUUAGACUUCAACUUCACCAGUUGGAUGAGUGAUGAAAAUCUUGAAGUACUUAGAACCGAGCAAUCCUCUGCAAGUUUAGCUUCCUUAUUCGAGUCCAAGGACCACCUAGCCCAUAAAUCACCCUUAUCAAUAACGUGUGACAUUCCUAGCAAUAAAAAUAUUAAACGGCAAAAGAGCUGGUCUGAUCAUUUAUCUCACUGGGCAUCUUCCACCUCCUUAUCAAAGCUAGGUGCUCCUUCACCAAAGAUACCUUACAGUGCAGGUGCGCAAAUAGCAUCAGCAGCAGCAAUGCAAACCUCUUCCAAGUCAACAACAUCUCUCAAAGAUACGACCACCUCACCUCGCAGGAGAAGAGUGUUGUCGUUCGCUGACAGUCCACCCAAGCUCAAUUUUGAGGUUGAUGAGCAGGAAGUGUUGGGUAUAGCUGUAAAUGAUGAUGUAUCAGAGGAAAGGGACAGGGACUGCAGGGUUGAAUCUGAGAAACCACUGUACGAGAGAGUGAUCGCCGAGCCUGACGAACAUGUAAGAAAGGAGCUGCAGAAGGAGCUUGAAAGGGAGCAUAUGGAAGCCAACAAACGCAUCAACAACAAGAAGAAAGCUCCUAUAGGUACACGCCUAACAAUGACUAGCAGAACUGGCUUCUUUAAUGACAGAAUUAUUCCACCCUCAGUUAUGAGAGCGUGUGCUUUGCUUUACAUUGGACCAAAGAACAGGCCAGACUUUAAGAAAGAUUACUAUCUCUCCCCCAUUUUAGCACCGUCGUAUCUCCUUGAACAAUUUCCAACCACUUUGAUUGUUUGCGGUGAACGCGAUCCUUUCGUCGAUGACUCACUAAUUUUCGCUGGACGGCUUCGCAAGGCUAAGCUGGCACGUCAGUCGGCAGCUUUACAAGAGCAGGCCAACUACGAAAAUUCCACUGAAGUUAGAACCCCUACUGGUGGAUUAGGUUUAGGAAUCGCAGACAUUAAAGACAACUACGUCGAGGAUCCCAUCGUUCACGAAGAUGAGGAUGACUGGGUGCACUUAAGAAUUAUUGAGGGCAUGAGCCACGGGUUCCUUCAAAUGACUGGAGUUGUCAGCGAGUCUCUGUUGAUUAUCAAAAAGUUAAACCAAUGGAUCGAAGAAUCAUUCCUCAACGCAAUUGAGAAGGUGAACGCUAGUAGAGAGAGGGACGAAGAGCUCGAAAAGCAAGCAAAGGAAGAACAAUCAGGAAAACCUGUACAAAGCAACCACAAGCAUUCAGAAAGUGAAUACGAGUUAAGUGAGCCGCUAGUAUUUUCCACUAAGAAAUCAGCGACGCCUUCCAUGUUGUCAGAACCAGCUACGCAAAUACACACACCGAUGGGCGAGACCUUCUCCCAUGAUCAACCACCACCACAGGCUAAACCCAAACAAAUCCGCACCCAAUCCACUCCGCCUGCACAGCUCCCCCUCAAGUCAAACAACCUGGACCAUCGCGGAAAGAGCUUUGAGAAGGAUAAAAAGAAUAAGGAAGACAUGAAUAGCAUUCUGUUGAGUGAGGCUGAGGUUAUGAGGAGAAGACGUAUCGAGGCUGUAAUGGGGAUGGGUGAGACUGGGUCAGCUAAUAUAUCAAGUGAUGAAGACGAAACGAGUAAUGGGUAA